Molecule: messenger RNA, 4514 nt
Organism: Sapajus apella (tufted capuchin)
Lineage: Eukaryota; Metazoa; Chordata; Mammalia; Primates; Cebidae
Gene: FBXL19
Product: F-box and leucine rich repeat protein 19
Exons: 11
Coding region: 935-2959 (674 amino acids)
Biological process (GO): protein demethylation; regulation of transcription by RNA polymerase II
Molecular function (GO): histone demethylase activity; transcription coregulator activity; protein binding
Source: RefSeq, a predicted model, not a curated record
GAAGGAGGAGGGAGGGGAGGGGGAAAGAGAGGAGGAAGGAGGAAGGAGCUGAGGAGGGAUGAGAGAGGCGGCCAGGGCCCCGGGCCGUAGCAGCGCGGGGCCGGGGGACCAGGGGGGCUGAGACACCCCAACUGCCCCCUUCCCCUUUCCCUCUCCCCCUCUAUCCUUUCCUUCCACCCUCCCGCUUGAGGAGGGGGAUUUAUUCAAAUUUUAUUUAAAUCCCUAUCUCCAGAGGGUCGCGCGCUGGGGGGAGGGGGAGAGGGCGGGGGUGCGCGCGGGCUGGGGGGGCGGGGCCGGAGCAGCUUCUUUCACCCCCCCCCGCGCUCGCCCAGUAGCCGUAGGGCAGGGGGUCGCAGUUCAGAGGAGGGCCCAGGGGAGGGGGGCAGGUUACAGCGACCCCCCCCUCCCCGGGAACCGGCGGUGGGCGGGGCUUGAACCCCGGAAACGGUGGGGGGCCCAGGCCUGGCCCUGGACCCGUGGGCAGUGGGGUCCGGGAAGGGGCCAGUUGAAGGGCCGGGGGCGCUGGGGAGAGGCGGGGCGGGGUGGGGGGAGGGGAGCUGGGACUCGGACCCGGGACUGAUUGGGCCCCGGGCAGAAGCUGAGCACCCUGCGCCCAAGGAGCCCCCGUUGGCCUGGGGGGGCUGAGGGACUGAGCCCCCCAGAGCAGGACCUCCCCCUGGAAGGGCCGCGCCGCAGCCCGUGGGAGGGCCUCGCCCCCGGCGCUCCCCAUCUCCACUCGCUGCCGUCCCGGCCUCCGCCGGAGGGAGGGGCCGAGCGCCCUCGGGGGGCCGUGGACCCCGGCGUUCUGAGCGUUCCGCGCCCCGCGCCGCCCGGCCCCCCCGCCGCCGAUGGCCGCCGACCCGCCGGGAGCUGCCGAGAAGGGAGAGAUGGCUCCCGGGACACGUGUGAGCCCUCGGCGUUGCUGACGCCCCCAAUGUCGUCGAGCAGCCGGGGGCCGGGGGCCGGAGCGCGCCGACGCCGAACCCGCUGCCGCCGCUGCCGCGCCUGUGUGCGAACUGAGUGCGGGGAUUGCCACUUCUGCCGAGACAUGAAGAAGUUCGGGGGGCCCGGGCGCAUGAAGCAGUCGUGCCUGCUCCGCCAGUGCACUGCCCCUGUGCUCCCACACACAGCUGUGUGCCUCUUGUGUGGGGAGGCUGGGAAGGAGGACACGGUGGAGGGAGAGGAAGAGAAAUUUGGUUUGAGCCUCAUGGAGUGUACAAUCUGCAACGAGAUCGUCCACCCCGGCUGCCUGAAGAUGGGAAAGGCUGAGGGUGUCAUCAAUGCAGAGAUCCCCAACUGCUGGGAGUGUCCUCGCUGCACCCAGGAAGGCCGCACCAGCAAGGAUUCAGGUGAGGGGCCAGGCCGCCGCAGGGCCGACAACGGCGAGGAAGGCGCUAGCCUGGGGAGUGGAUGGAAGCUGACGGAGGAGCCGCCGCUUCCACCGCCCCCGCCCAGGCGCAAGGGCCCCCUGCCUGCCGGGCCCCCAGCAGAGGACUUGCCUGGGCCCCCCAAACGAAAGGAAAGGGAGGCAGGGAAUGAGCCCCCCACCCCAAGGAAAAAGGUGAAAGGAGGCCGAGAGAGGCACCUGAAGAAGGUGGGUGGAGACGCCUGCCUCCUCCGAGGAUCGGACCCAGGCGGCCCGGGCCUGCUGCCCCCCAGGGUUCUGAAUCCAAGCCAGGCUUUCUCGUCCUGCCACCCUGGGCUCCCUCCCGAGAACUGGGAGAAACCAAAGCCGCCUUUGGCCUCUGCAGAGGGCCCAGCAGUGCCAUCCCCAUCCCCGCAGAGGGAGAAACUAGAGCGUUUCAAGCGCAUGUGCCAGCUGCUGGAACGGGUGCCUGACACAUCCUCUUCCUCCUCGGACUCAGACUCCGACUCUGACUCUUCAGGCACAUCGCUGAGUGAGGACGAAGCCCCUGGCGAGGCCCGAAAUGGGCGACGGCCGGCCCGGGGCAGCUCUGGCGAGAAGGAGAACCGCGGGGGGCGGCGGGCUGUGCGUCCUGGCAGCGGGGGGCCCCUGCUCAGCUGGCCCCUGGGCCCUGCGCCACCACCCCGGCCUCCACAGCUGGAGCGGCACGUGGUGCGGCCCCCACCUCGAAGCCCUGAGCCUGACACACUCCCCUUGGCUGCUGGAUCCGACCACCCCCUGCCCCGGGCUGCCUGGCUUCGCGUCUUCCAGCACCUCGGGCCCCGGGAGCUGUGCGUCUGCAUGCGAGUCUGCCGGACUUGGAGCCGCUGGUGCUAUGACAAGCGUCUGUGGCCUCGAAUGGACCUGAGCCGGCGGAAGUCACUGACCCCGCCCAUGCUUAGCGGUGUGGUUCGCCGCCAGCCCCGUGCCCUGGACCUCAGCUGGACAGGUGUCUCCAAGAAGCAGCUCAUGUGGCUUCUGAACCGACUACAAGGCCUGCAGGAGCUGGUGCUCUCUGGCUGCUCCUGGCUCUCCGUCUCUGCCCUGGGCUCAGCCCCACUGCCAGCCUUGCGGCUCCUGGACCUCCGCUGGAUCGAGGAUGUUAAAGACUCCCAGCUCCGGGAGCUGCUGCUGCCUCCACCAGACACCAAACCAGGGCAAACAGAGAGCCGUGGGCGGCUACAGGGGGUGGCAGAACUGCGCCUGGCAGGCCUGGAGCUGACAGAUGCCUCCCUGCGGCUCCUGCUGCGCCACGCACCGCAGCUGAGCGCCCUGGAUCUGAGCCACUGCGCCCACGUCGGGGACCCCAGUGUUCACCUCCUCACGGCCCCCACAUCCCCACUCCGCGAGACCCUGGUGCACCUCAAUCUUGCUGGUUGCCACCGCCUAACGGACCACUGCCUCCCGCUGUUCCGCCGCUGUCCACGUCUACGCCGCCUAGACUUGCGCUCCUGCCGCCAGCUCUCACCGGAAGCUUGUGCCCGGCUGGCGGCCGCCGGGCCCCCUGGCCCUUUCCGCUGCCCUGAGGAGAAGCUGCUUCUCAAGGACAGCUAGUUGGGCGCCCCCCACCCUCCCCCGGACUUGGCCGGAGCCUGGACCUCCGUCUUCAUUUCACCCUCCGCUGGGAGGCCAGGUUCCCACCUCAUGACCCCCCGGGAUUCCUGAGUGAUUCCCGCCCAGGGACUCAAGCCAGCCACCCCCUUCUCCGCCCCCCUGCACUGAUAUCUCUGGGGGUUUCUCCUUCCCAUGUCCUCCCCCUGCUACCUGCUUCAUUGUCCAUCCCCUGGGGGGAGUGGGUCAGAGGUACUGGAGGGUGCUGAGCCGAAGGGAUGGUGGGAGGGGGGGUUAUGGUGCAAGUGUCAGUGGGGGAGAAUGGGGAAAGGACGCACACAGGAUAUGGGAGCCAGGGGCUGGGGGAGGUGGAAGGGGCGGGGGGGGGGGGGGGCAGGCAGCAGACCACCAGGGGUUCGGGGAACAAAGACCAGUUACGGGGAUGGGGGGUGGGGGGGGGGGGCCACAAAGGGAAACCAGAGGAGCAAUUGGGGAUCCAGGUGUCAGAGGUAGGGGAGCCAGGGGCAAGCCGGGGCUGAGUGGGAGUUGGGGACGAGAGCAGGUGUGGGGACAGCAGUACCCCCUUGGGGGUCACCUCUCUCCUUUCCCCCUCCCUAGGCUUCAGUUCCUUCCCCUUGACCCUGACUUCCUUGAACGUCACUGAAAACGGCAGCUAUUGCAAGGAGUGGGGGCCGCGGGCAGCCGCUCUUCAGCUCGUGGCCCAGGGGAGUGGCGAGGGGCGCCCCAACCCCCUGCCUGCCUCUCCGCACAAUACUUGAACAUUCAUCUGUACUGAAGUGUUACUUGAACCGGGGGAACCUCGGACCUGGGGGAGCCGGAGUGUAAGGGGACUGGACCAGCUUGGACUGAGACCUGAGACCGGGCCGGUGGGCGCCUGCUGGGACUGCGCCAUCCCCAGGCUCGCUCUUGUUUUACUGUAUUGAGUGGCGGCACCCGCCGGACCCCCAUUAAGGCGGGGGCGCCAGCCCAAGGAUGGGGACGAUGGGACUCCUCCAGCUUGGCUCUUCCCACUCUUUCAUCGUCAUGGAAACUUGUAUCCCAUUUGUCCAGGGAACUGCCACUCCUGGUUGCCAUGGAAAUAGCAGCCAACGGACACCUCCCGAAGCCAGUGCUAAGGCUGGAAAUGGCCCCUCUUAGUUGCCAUGGGAAUCUAGUAACAGACUCUCCUGGGCCUUCUCCCCCGCCCUUUCCUCCAGCACGGGGUGGGACUUCGGAAUCCGGGGGAGGAGCCGGGCCAGGUCCCGCCCCUCCGCACAGGGCUCGGGUUGGGGGCCGGGGCUUACCAAGUAGGGGAGGGGGGGGAUCUAUCCACAUACCUCAGGUAACAGGGAGGUGCGCGGGUGGGGGGGGGGGCGGGGCGGACCAAAGGCCGGAGGGGAGGGGCCUGGGGAUCGCGAGAGGCUUGAGGAUGGGGCCGCUUGGGGGAGGGAGGAGGCAGCCCGGCGAGAGGCAAGCGGGGGACCCAGCCGGGCUGGGCCCCUGGGCCCCAAAUCUGUACAAUACGGUUUGCUAUAAAACUCAAAAUCUUCCAGCCGGG